AAAGAAAGAGAGAGAGAGAAAAAGGUUCCAUGUCAAAUAUCAGGGCCACAACCAUCAAACCUUCCUCGCUUGGUCUUCCUCUUUCCCUUCUUUAGUUUUCUCUCCUUUUCUUCUCUCUAGCGGAUCUAAAUGAAAAAUAUAAAACAUAAAUAAAUAAGGCGAGCUCUCACUCUUUUCAAUCGUUGCUUUCUCCCUGCACGGAUCUCUUUUCCCUUCCCGAUCUCAUACGAAGCCCUUGAGAGAAAUUUCUUUCCUUUCUCUCUCUCCCCACCUUUUACUCUCCGCUAGGGUUUCCAAAAAAAAAAAAACUAAUCAAGCAAAAAUAGAACGAAAGGAAUCAAAUCUCAGAUUGUGUCAAAGUCUUUUGGAUGACCUUGCUAAGACUACUGAAUUAUGACAUCAAGUAUGUUGACCGGAGAUCGCAGAUAUGCUCCUGCAAGAAGAGGUGGUGGCAUGACAAGUUUGGGGAAAAUCGCUGUUCCCAAACCAAUAAACCUACCCAGCCAAAGGUUAGAAAAUCAUGGUCUGGACCCGAAUGUCGAAAUUGUGCCCAAGGGUACCUAUAGCUGGGGAACCAGAUCAUCUUCUUCCACUCCUAAUGCCUGGGGUUCUUCAACGCUGUCUCCAAAUACUGAUGGUGGUAGUGGUUCACCAAGCCAUCUGAGUGGUCGCCCCUCAUCUGGUGGAAGUGGCACUCGACCAUCAACUGCAGGCAGUGAUAGAACCCACGAUCCCAUUGCUAGUGCAUGGGGUACAAAUUCUAGGCCAUCUUCAGCAUCAGGAGCUUUGACAUCGAAUCAAACAUCAUUUACAUCAUUGCGUCCUUGCAGUGCAGAAACAAGACCUGGUAGCUCGCAGUUAUCCCGUUUCGCUGAGCCCUUAUCUGAUAAUUCAGUUGCUUGGGUUGCAACUGGAACGGCAGAAAAGUUGGGAGGGACAUCCUCUAAGAAUGAGGGGUUUUCUUUGACUUCAGGAGAUUUUCCAACACUUGGUUCAGAGAAAGAAAACUCUGGAAAAAACACGGAGUCCCAAGACCAUGAUUCUUACAGUCGUCCUGGUUCAUCAUCGGGUGGAGUAGCUCCAGGGAAAGAGAGUGCUGAAAAUUCUGCAGGUGAUGCUUCUAUAAACACAAAUGCAAAGAUGGAACCUGCAAAUUCUUGGAGAAGAGAGAAUCCCAUGUGUGGUGAAGAUGGGUUGAGGCCUAGCAUGGAGAAGUGGCACCCUGAUCACCAAUUGUAUCCUAAUUCUAAUAUUCGCCCACAGAAUUAUGAUUCUUGGCAUGGCCCCCCUGUAAAUAAUCCUCCAGGUGGUGUUUGGUACAGAGGACCUCCAGGUGGUCCACCUUUUGCACCGCCAAUAGCACCUGGUGGCUUUCCCAUGGAGCCAUUUCCUUAUUACUGUCCGCAGAUUCCACCUACUGCUCUUGCCAACCCACAACAAGGUCCUCCACCAGGACCUGGACCAAGAGGACCCCAUCCAACAAAUGGAGAUAUGUACAGACCCCACAUGCAUGAUGCUUUUAUGCGUCCAGGCAUGCCAUUUCGUCCUGGCUUUUAUCCUGGACCAGUUCCUUACGAGGGCUAUUACGCUUCUCACAUGGGCUACUGCAACUCCAAUGAUCGAGAUAUUCAGUUUAUGGGAAUGGCAGUGGGUCCUGCUCCAUAUAACAGAUUUUCAGGUCAAAAUGCUCCUGAUCCUGCAAAUUCCCAUGGAAGGCCAGCUGGAUAUGGUCCUCCUAGUGGUCACACAAUGGUUCCAGAACAACUCGAAUCUGGUCAUCCACAAGAUACUCGUGGACCAUUCAAAGUCCUUCUGAAGCAGCAUGAUGGUUUAGAGGGAAAAGACAAAGAACAGAAGUGGGAUGACAUGAUGGCAACCAAUGCAUCUUAUCCUGGGAAGGCAGGCCAUCAAAGAAAGUCAUCAUGGGAGAAUGGUUGGAGUGCAGAUGAGAAGAACAAUAAAGAGAGGAAUACAAGAAGAAUUGGCGAAGAAUUUUCUUCCGAGGCCAAUGGCAACCAAGGAGGUGUUAAAGUAAAACCUCUUGAACAUGUAGGAAAUUGGAAGGCAGCUGAUGACAGUUCAGUUAAGAAACUGGAACCUGCAGCAUCUGGUUUUCCAGAAGUUUCAACCGCCCCAAAGGAUCCUAGUCUAAUCAGGAAAAUAGAAGGUUUAAAUGCGAAGGCCAGGGCCUCUGAUGGAAGGCAAGAAGUUAAAUUUUCUUCCAGUAGGGAGGAGCAUAAGAAUAGAUUACAAGGUGGUAAUGCCAGGUCUAAUCAUUCUGCAAAUGAAGCUGGUAAUAGUUAUGCAUCUCUUGAAAGAACUCAUGUCUGUGGCAUUAGCGACACUGCUUCCCAUGAAGACCGCAUUUCUGCUGCAGAUAAGAGCCAUGAGGUAACAGAUGCUAUCGGAACAGCAAGCUCCAGGAGAUCAACUCAUGGUAUGCAUGGGAGACCUGAUCAUCAUGGUAAAGGGAGAUUCAGUACCCAAGAGGCUGAAGGGUGGCGGAGAAGAUCUCAUGUUGCAGACUUGUCGAGUGUAUUGUCGUCUUCUCAUUUUGAAAGUUCUAAUGUUCAUAGGCAAGACCAUAGUCCUGCAGAGGCAACUGAAAAGUCUGGGUCAUAUCAUCAAGGGAAGGAUGAUGGAGAAUCUGUGCUACCUCACCCUGAUCCCAGUGAUAGCCAGGUGCAACGUGCUAAGAUGAAAGAGCUAGCCAUUCAACGGGUUAAACAACGCGAGAAGGAAGAGGAGGAACGUGCUAGAGAUCAAAAGGCCAAGGCACUUGCAAAAUUGGCAGAGUUGAAUAAGCGGACUAAGGCAGCGGAGAGUUUAAGCGAGGUUCUGCCAGGGAUGCCGAAGGCUACCCACAAGGAAUCUGUUGUGAUACAUGACCAAUUGGAGCCAUUGCAACAGGAUGUUAGUCGUGCUGAUGGUGAUCACCCUGAUAAUGCCCCACAGACUUAUGACAAUAGAGCUUCUAAGCAGAAGCGUGUGAGCUACAGACAAAAGCAGAAUGGUCCCUUGGAAAAGACUUGCAAUGAUAAGUUAAUGACUUCUAUAAUUGAGGCACCAAAAAAUGUUACUGAUGUAGCAGCCAAUGCUCCUGUUUCUAUCGAGGGUGCAACUGAAAUGACCACAAGCCCUGAAUCGACUUUGCCCAUCAACCCAACUGCCACGACCGAGUCUUCAGUACAUCAUGGUAGAAGAAAGAACAGAAAUGGAAAGAACAAGUACAAAGUGGAGGAGGCAUCAUCUAUGGCAGUAGUUGUAACGCCAACCCUAUCAAAAGAAAUAACUGCUUUAGACAUUUCAGUUGAAAGUAGCAAGUCCAAGGCUUCUGAAUCUGUGUCAGAUCCAAGCUCCCAGACUGAUUCUAGAGAUGGAAAUCAGUCUUUGGAUCAUCGCACAUCAUCACCAAAUGAAGAAGUUCAAGGCAGAGUAAAUAAUCAGUGGAAAUCUCAAUAUUCUCGCAGGAUGCCGAGGAAUCCACAAGCUAAUAAAUCAACUGAGAAAUUCCAAAGUGGUGAUGCUGUUAUCUGGGCUCCUGUGCGGUCACACAAUAAAAUUGAGGCUACUGAUGAAGCCAGUCAGAAGACUCUGGCUGAUGCCAUUAGUGAACCCAUGAAGAGUGAUCAGCAAGUGCAGAAUAAUACAAGAAAUAAACGGGCAGAAAUGGAAAGAUACAUUCCAAAGUCUGUAGCCAAAGAAAUGGCUCAGCAAGGAAGUAGUCCCCAUUCAGCGGCGCCAUUAAUCAAUCAGAUUACUCCAGAUGAGACUGCUGGAAGACCUGAAUCUCGUUCUCUGGGCAAUGAAAGUUCUCAAAGCCCUGCCACAGGUAUGGGAAAGGUAGUAUCCAUUUUAGAAUCUAAGAAUGGGGAUGGCAGGCAAAAUAAGUCAGGAAAAAGGAAUGGAUCAUGGCGCCAACGGGGUUCGUCUGAAUCAACUAUGUUUUUUACAAGUAAAAAUGUUCAAAAAUCAAUUGAGCAUCAAGUCCAGAAACCUGAUGUAAGUUCAGUGAAAGAGCAACUGGGUCAUUAUGAUGAAUGGAGCGACUCUGAUGGUUGGAACAUUCCUGAAAAAUCUGAGGUGCCCAUCACUGUCCCUGCUAUAAAAGAUCAUGGUGCAACAGCCAGAGCUAGGCGGCCAUCAUACAGGGGACAUAAAAGUAGCCAUGAUCCUGAUGAGAGGAGAAUUCAUACUGGGGACGCUGAAAAGGUUCAUGUCCAAACCUUAGGUUCAGAGAUGCAUCAAGCAGACUCAGCUGCAACUUCAAAAGAAAAUCGUGCUGUUGGGGAACGACCAGCAUCUCAUUGGCAACCCAAAUCCCAGGCAAUUUCAGCAACUACUAAUCCAGGAAGCAGGGCCAGUGGUGGUCAGAACACAGGCUCUGAAGUUGGUAGGGGUAAUAAAAAGGAUUCCACUUCUCAAAAUGGUAUGCCAGUUCUGCCUCAACCUGACAAGGAUAUUGCUGCAGAGGCCCAGUCCCAUCCUGAUGGCUCUCUGUCUGCAAGGAGCAAUUUGGAAGAAGAUCCUAGCACUGGGCAUCAAGAGGUUAAGAAGGAAAGGAAGAUAGCAUCACAUAAAGGACAUCCGGCUGAACCAUCUCCUUUGAAUAUGGAUUUUCAACAACGGGUGUCUUCAGGGUUCCGAAAAAAUGGAAACCAAAACAGCCGCUUUGGCAGAGAGCAUGAUUCUCGUGGUGGCGAGUGGAGUGGUCCUGGGAAAGAUAACGAGCACCAUAACCGUGAAAGGCAGAGACAGAAUUCACAUUAUGAGUACCAGCCAGUAGGGCCUCAAUAUAAUAACAAAGCUAACAAUUAUGAAUCUUCAAAAGAUGGUUCUCAUAAUUCUGUUGCAAGGUCCAGGGAGAGAGGUCAGAGUCACUCAAGGCGUGGUGGGGGGAAUUCUCAUGGGCGGCAACCUGGUGGUGCUCGAGGUGAUGCCAAUUAUGAUUAGGGGUGAAACUCUUGAACGGGCUCUGGUGUGUCAAAAACCAUGCCUCCAAUAAAAGUUUUGAGAUGAUCUCUCGUACUCAGGGCUUGGAGCAAACAAAAUGGCAUCGCAAAAAAGAAAAGAAAAGAUAGAGAGGCAGGCAGGAGGCACUCGGAUAUGGUUGAUUUAUUUUCUUAUUUUUCAAAAUGUAUUUGAUCAGAACAGUGUUAUUUUGUCGCAGUGUGUUUGCUGUGGAACCCUAGAUAUGUUUUGAGCGGUGUAUCUAGUGAUCAAUAUUCCUCCUUUAUAUGAACACUAGAAAGAAUGAAGUAGAGGAGCUUUUCUGGUUCUCCCACUUUAUCUCAA
Molecule: messenger RNA, 5295 nt
Organism: Populus trichocarpa (black cottonwood)
Lineage: Eukaryota; Viridiplantae; Streptophyta; Magnoliopsida; Malpighiales; Salicaceae
Product: protein MODIFIER OF SNC1 1
Exons: 11
Coding region: 394-4953 (1519 amino acids)
Biological process (GO): epigenetic regulation of gene expression
Source: RefSeq, a predicted model, not a curated record